AUGGCCGGGCUGGGCGGCGGUCCCGCCGCCUUCGGGCGCUGUACGCACGCCGUGGUGCGAGCGCUGCCCGAGUCACUGUGCCGGCAGGCGCUGCGCAGCGCGGCGGGCCCCGAGGUGGAUUUCGCCCGCGCGGAGCGAGAGUACCAGCUGUAUGUGGGUGUGCUGCGGGGCAAGCUGGGGCUGCAGGUGGUGGAGCUGCCGGCCGACGAGAGCCUCCCCGACUGUGUCUUCGUGGAGGAUGUGGCCGUAGUCUGCGAGGAAACCGCGCUCCUCACCCGCCCGGGCGCGCCCAGCCGCAGAAAGGAGGUUGAAGCCAUGAAGAGAGUACUAGGAAGUCUCAACCUCAAUAUAGUAGAGAUGGUAGAUGAAAAUGCAACCUUGGAUGGUGGCGACGUCUUAUUUACAGGCAGAGAAUUUUUUGUGGGUCUUUCCAGGCGGACAAAUCAACGUGGUGCAGAAAUUCUGGCUGACACAUUUAAGGAUUAUGCUGUCUCCACAGUCCCUGUUCAUGAUUCUUUGCAUCUGAAGAGUUUCUGCAGCAUGGCUGGACCAAAUUUGAUUGCUAUUGGAUCAAGUGAAGCUGCACAGAAAGCCCUCAAGACCAUGCAACAGAUGAGCGACCACCGCUACGACAAGCUGACAGUGCCCGAUGAUGCUGCAGCAAACUGCAUCUACUUAAACAUUCCCAACAAAGGCCAUGUCCUGCUGCACCGAGCUCCUGAAGAGUAUCCGGAGAGUGCAAAGGUAUUUGAAAAACUGAAGGACCACAUGCUGAUCCCAAUAGCCAACACAGAACUGGAGAAAGUGGAUGGGUCACUCACCUGUUGCUCUGUCCUUAUUAACAAAACUUCAGAAUUAUGA
This is a messenger RNA of Indicator indicator, 861 nucleotides long. It is a transcript of the gene DDAH1, whose product is annotated as dimethylarginine dimethylaminohydrolase 1. Bases 1 to 861 code for a protein of 286 amino acids. The transcript is spliced from 6 exons. Gene Ontology annotation, molecular function: amino acid binding; dimethylargininase activity. Gene Ontology annotation, biological process: arginine metabolic process; positive regulation of nitric oxide biosynthetic process. NCBI's taxonomy places the organism in Eukaryota, Metazoa, Chordata, Aves, Piciformes, Indicatoridae. The record is from RefSeq and is a predicted model, not a curated record.